Molecule: messenger RNA, 4340 nt
Organism: Cynoglossus semilaevis (tongue sole)
Lineage: Eukaryota; Metazoa; Chordata; Actinopteri; Pleuronectiformes; Cynoglossidae
Product: SWI/SNF-related matrix-associated actin-dependent regulator of chromatin subfamily A containing DEAD/H box 1A-like
Exons: 23
Coding region: 384-3596 (1070 amino acids)
Molecular function (GO): ubiquitin binding; ATP binding
Source: RefSeq, a predicted model, not a curated record
CGAAUCUUUCAUAUGAUUCGGGAGUCACGAGUCAUAUGAAAAAUUCGUUUUGAACGAAUCACUCACGAACAACCCAUCACUAGACUGUAUGUCUGGGUGCUUUGAGCGGAAGUAGACUUCUGUAUCAUUCCUUACUCUGACAUGUUAUGACAUUUUUUCAUAUUCAUUCGUAGCAACCUGUUGAUGUUUCAUAAGGCGUAGUCACAUGACAAAAGCACCGUCUUUUACCAGAGCACUGCUUUCUACUCGCGCUGCUAUGCUAACACAGUUUCUCUAGCUCGGCUUCCACAUUGGCUAACAAUAGCACCGCUUCAUGCGAACAGAGACAACACUGGUCACUAGAGAUAGACAAAGGGGCUACUGCAGUCAGACAUUGCAGAGACAUGAGUGUGUUCAAUUUAGACCGGUUUCGUUUCGACAAAAAUGUGACGACGGCAGCAAACAAAGAACAGGGCCACGGUUCCAAAAGUCCGGAGUCAGAGAAGGAGAACAAACCAGAAAAAAUGAAAUCCAACAAGGCCCCACCAAAGAACAGAGGAGUGGUCUUUGAGGAUGUACUUUCUGUUGACUCAGAGGACGAAGAUCCAUCACCACCUAAGAUCAAAAUUGCUCCAAAAAAAAGAUUUGUAAAUCCAAAACUGAAGCUAUCCAUUCACACAAUAUUAGACGAUGGAGACAAUGAAAUGGACAAUAAAAUAAACCAGCUUCUGGAGAUGUUUCCAAGGUUGACAAGGACUCAGGUUCUGAAGGUUAUUAAAAGCACAAGCACAUUAGAUGGAGCUGUUGCUGCCUGUCUUUUGGAGUAUGGUGAUAAAGAAGAACCAAACAAGAAGAGAAAGGUGGAUGAAUGUUGUAACUCACAGGAUGGUGGUGAAGAUCAUCCUAGGAAAAAGAGGAAACUGUUAUUGUUAAGAUCACGUACAUCAACAGAGCAGUCGAUUAACUCUUCACCUUUCAUUGGUAAGUUCUCGGAGGAAGAAGAAGGAGAUGAUGAUGAUUGUUAUGAUGACAAUGAAGAAAAAGAGCCAAGUUGGGAGAAGCAGGAGGCCAUGGUGAGGAGGCUACAAAGAAAGUUUCCUGAUCAGGACAAGGAGGAGUUGCGUAUGGUGCUGCAAGAACACAACUGGGACGAUGAAGAGGCUCUGCAGGUGCUGCAGAUGUUCUCUGACCCAGUUAGUAGCAGUUUCCCUGACUCAAAAGAAGUAACUUCCAACAAAUUAAAGCACAAAGACAAGUCAAACAGGACACACAAAAAAAGGCACAAGCAUGUUGAAGAGGUCCUAACCAUCAGUGAAACAUCUCAAAAUCUGGACAGUGCCAACGAUUCAGAAGCUACAAAACAAAGUGAAAAUGAAUCAGAUGUUGAAGUCACAUCUAAAGCUUCAACACUGUCCACGUGGCUUCAAAAAGAAUCAAAACCUGUGUCUUCAUCCUCAUCUGUCAAGAAAGAAUAUAAUUCUACCUCGGAAAAAAAAAAAUCCUCUUCUGCUGCUCCCCAGAUGUUAUCAAGGUUUGCUAGUGGCACUAGUUUAGCUAAGAAACAAGCAGCAGAAAUUAAGAGAAAGGCACGUGCCAUGAAAGAACAUGUCAGCUCUGAGGGGGAAAGUGAUGGAGGGGAGGACACUGCGAGCAGUGAGUUUGAUGAGUCAGACAAUGAACUGGAUUCUAACAGUGCCAUGACUGGCAUUAAGGAGAAGGUGCUAGAGUUUUUCAUGGACGCAUCGCUGGAUGAGCUGUCGCAGAUCUCUGGCUGUUCUGCCAAGAAAGCCAGCAGAAUCAUAGAGAUGAGACCCUUCAAAAAGUGGCAAACACUGGUGGAAAUCCUUCAGAAAGAGAAUGGACUCUCUGAGCAUUUACUUGUUGGCUGCAAACAUUUCCUCAAAGAGCGAAAAGUAGUCCUAGGGCUUAUGUCCAAAUGUGAGACUAUUUCCUCCAAAAUGGUCAAGCAGGUGACCACAGUGAUGGAGAGUGGCACAGGAGCCAACAAACAGCCCAGUUUACUCAACAGCCAGCUCCAGUUGAAACCUUAUCAGCUGAUUGGGCUGAAGUGGCUGCUGCUGCUGCACGAGCAUAAACUGAGUGGAAUCCUGGCUGAUGAAAUGGGUUUGGGUAAAACAAUCCAAGCUAUAUCCUUUUUGGCCCAGUUGUAUGAGAAUGGAAUAGAGGGACCUCAUCUCAUCACUGUGCCAUCAUCUACACUGGAUAACUGGGUCAGAGAGCUGAAGUUAUGGUGUCCAAGACUUAGUGUUUUAGUAUACUAUGGAUCAGUAGAAGACCGCCGCUACCUCAGACACGAUAUCCUCAGUGGAAUGACCGACGUCAAUGUCAUAGUCACCACGUAUAACUUAGCUAUAGGAAAUGACAACGAUCGCAGCCUUUUCAGAAAGAUGAGACUGAAGUAUGCUGUGUUUGAUGAGGGCCACAUGCUGAAAAACAUGAGUACCCUACGCUACCGCCACCUAAUGUCCAUAAACGCGGAGCAUCGCUUGCUGCUAACAGGAACUCCAUUACAGAACAACCUCUUAGAGCUCAUGUCUCUCUUGAACUUCAUCAUGCCCUCAAUGUUCUCCAGCUCCACUACACAGCUCACAAAAAUGUUUUCUAUGAGAUCUCAGGUGGAGAGCCGUUUUGAGAGAGAUCGAAUAUCUCAGGCCAAACUUAUCAUGAAGCCCUUUAUACUCAGAAGAGUCAAGUGUGAGGUCUUAAAGCAGCUACCAGCUAAAGAAGAGAAAGUGGAGUACUGUUCAAUGAGUGAGAAACAGCAGGUGCUGUACGACAAGCUCUUAAAAAAACUCAAGUCGUCCACCACUGGCGAGAAUCGUGAGUUGUGUAAUGUGAUGAUGCAGCUUAGAAAGAUGGCCAACCACCCACUACUUCACAGACAGUACUACAAUACAGAGAAGCUGAAAGCCAUGAGCAAACUCAUGCUGAAGGAACCAAGUCACUACGAUGCAGAUGCUGCUCUCAUCCAGGAAGACAUGGAGGUGAUGUCAGACUUUGAGCUUCAUGGCCUGUGCAAACAGUACAGCUCCAUCAACUCCUAUCAACUGGAAAAGGACAUCCUGCUGGACUCUGGGAAAUUCCACUACCUCACAGAGCUGCUGGCCUCUCUCAAAGAAAAGGGGGACAGAGUGGUGCUCUUCAGUCAGUUCACCAUGAUGCUGGACAUUGUGGAAGUGCUGCUGAAACAACUCAAGCAUCGUUACGUCAGGUUGGAUGGAUCCACACCCAUAGCUGACAGGAUUGUGUUGAUAGAUGAAUUCAACACAGACCCUGACAUAUUUGUGUUCCUGUUGUCUACACGGGCUGGAGGCCUUGGCAUCAAUCUUACCUCAGCUAAUGUUGUCAUUCUACAUGACAUUGACUGCAAUCCCUAUAAUGACAAACAGGCUGAGGAUAGGUGUCACCGUGUCGGCCAGUCCAGAACUGUCAAGGUAUUCAAAUUGAUCAGUAAGGACAGCAUAGAGGAUGGCAUACUGCAGCUGGGACAGAAGAAGCUGAAGCUGGAAAAGGACAUGACGGCCGCAGAUAAAGAUGGGGAAACAACCAUAACAGAAGAUAUGGCUUAUUUGCUCAAAGCCUCACUGGGACUGUGAUACACACACUUGAAUAAAAGGUAGACUUGAGAUUGGGUAAAUACAUUUCUGAAUGCAUUCCGUUGAUCCUGGGCAGACUGUUGAUCCAACAGGUGAACCACUGAUUGGUCAGAUGUCAUGAAUGGACUGUGCCUCAACACUCUUUUUACAUAUUAAUAUUUUGACAAGGUUUAAGGGUCGGAAAGUCCUGAUGUGAAUUUGGCCAUUUUGAACACAAUAUCUAAAGUCUCAAUUAAUUAUUAAUAUUGCUGUAUGUGUUUUUAAUGUGUGAAUUUCGGACUGAAACCCAGUUAAACCUCAUCUCUGUAAUGGGUAAGCAGCCGUCACUUCACACAGGUAAGACAACAUGAAUAUGCAGCAACUAACUUGUUGAAGUAGAUGAUACAGAGAGAAAGUGGUCUGUUUUGUUUAGCAUCACCAACAAGUCUUAUAUUGGUUUUAUCGAUCCCUGAAAGAAAACUGCAAAAUAUGACCAAAUGGGUACAGGAAAUGCUCUGUUGCAGUUGUCUGAAAAUGUAAUUUCAUCCUGGAACAAUAUGUUUAAUAAGUACUUGCUCUUGUAUUCAUUUAAGUUAAAAAAAAGUUGCUGCCUUCAUUGACGGUCUGUGAUCUGUGCUAGCCAGUAUGCUGUAGAUGUUUACUUGUGACUGUUAAAGGUUUUUCAACAUCAUUUGUAUGUUCUUAGGUUCUUUUCUUGAACAGAAUAACAAUAAUAAAUAUUGAAAAAAAAAAAAACUUAAAAAA